CUUCCCGUCACCAGUGUUUCUUGGCAUUGGACAGAUGGCAGCCACUAUACUUAUCUUGUAUGUGUCAAAGUUAAAUAAGAUUGUUCACUUCCCUGAUUUUGACAAAAGUAUACCCAUGAAGUUGUUUCCUCUGCCUCUGAUUUAUGUUGGAAACCACAUAAGUGGAUUAUCAAGUACCAGCAAACUCAGUUUGCCGAUGUUUACAGUGCUCAGGAAGUUUACCAUUCCACUCACUUUACUGCUGGAAAUCAUCAUACUUGGGAAACGGUACCCACUGAGUAUUGUAGUCAGCGUAUUUGCCAUCAUUCUUGGGGCUUUCAUAGCAGCUGGGUCUGAUCUGUCUUUUAACCUGGAGGGCUACACCUUUGUCUUGCUAAAUGACAUCUUCACAGCAGCAAAUGGAGUUUACACAAAGCAGAAAAUUGAUCCAAAGGAGCUGGGAAAAUAUGGUGUCCUUUUCUAUAACGCUUGUUUCAUGGUGGUUCCAACAGUUAUUUUUAGCUUUUCUACUGGAGAUUUUCAGCAGGCAACACAUUUCCAGCACUGGACAAAUUUUUUAUUUGUUUUUCAGUUUCUUCUUUCUUGCUUCUUGGGGUUUCUGUUGAUGUAUUCUACUGUCCUAUGCAGUCAUUACAAUUCUGCGCUGACGACAACGGUUGUUGGUGCCAUCAAGAAUAUAUCCAUUGCUUACAUUGGAAUGUUGAUCGGUGGGGAUUACAUAUUCUCUGUCUUGAACUUCAUAGGGCUAAAUAUUUGUAUGGCAGGAGGACUAAGAUACUCAUUUUUAACCUUAAGAGGAAACAGCAAAUCUACACAAGCCAGGGAUGAAGAGAAUGCACUUCCUCAGUCAAAGAGUUAG
Molecule: messenger RNA, 859 nt
Organism: Merops nubicus (carmine bee-eater)
Lineage: Eukaryota; Metazoa; Chordata; Aves; Coraciiformes; Meropidae
Gene: SLC35D2
Product: solute carrier family 35 (UDP-GlcNAc/UDP-glucose transporter), member D2
Exons: 11
Cellular component (GO): Golgi apparatus
Molecular function (GO): GDP-fucose transmembrane transporter activity; antiporter activity
Source: RefSeq, a predicted model, not a curated record